AUGAUCCGUCUCUCGACCACUCUAGCCCAGAGACAGAAGCGGACAGAAGUCUUUGCCAAGGAAUAUGGCCUUGUAACACGACUUAUUGAAUUCACAUCAUCGCCAUCACCCAGUCGUAUCGAUUGGAAUAGACUAAACCUCUUCCCUGGUGGUGCUGAGGAUAUGCUUACUAUCAUCGACCAUGCAGUAUCGGUCUUGUCUAUGGAAGACUCCCUCGUGUCGGUCCCUCUACCUUGCCGAGUUUAUGGGGACAUACAUGGUCAACUGCCAGACCUGGUCCAAUUCUUUAAUAAGUUCUCGUGGCCUCAUACCAGAAAAGGUGACAUCUUCUCUAUGAACUACGUAUUCCUCGGUGACUUUGUGGAUCGAGGAGCAUUCUCAGUAGAGGUCGCUGCCCUCUUGCUCUCAUUAAAGGUCAUUUAUCCGACCAAGAUAGCCCUAGUGCGUGGUAAUCACGAGGACCGGUCCAUGAACGCCAAUUACGGCUUUCUAGCCGGGGCCAAGCAGCGCUUCGGUGCCGCUGAUGGGGAAUUAGUAUGGGAAAAGGCAAACGAAGCCUUCGAGUACCUACCACUGGCAGCUAUAGUCGAGGAAUGCCAUGCUGAUAGUAUCGGUGAUAACAUCCAUACCCUGGACGAUCUAUCCGCUAUCCCCAAGCCUAUCACCGUGCCAGCAUGCUCUGUGGCUCCAGCUGCCUCAACUGAGGAACUGUAUCCAGGUACCACUUGCCGACGGGAGCGUGUCAUUCUUGAUGCUCUCUGGAGCGACCCAACCGAGAACGAUAACGUCCUCGGGAUACAUCUAUCACCACGUGGGCAGUCCACCUGUCGGUUCGGGCCUGAUAGAGUUGCUAAGUUCUGUGAACGCAAUGACAUCAAGCUCAUCAUACGAGCUCAUGAAUGUGUAAAGAGUGGACAUGAAUACUUCGCCUCCGGCCUCCUCCUCACGGUCUUCUCUGCUACUAACUAUUGUAAUGUCUACCAAAAUGAUGGGGCUAUGAUAGUCCUUGUAGUGGACCCUGAAACAGGGGAAAUUGAUGAGCAUGCACAAGUGAUCAAGUGUGGGGAAUCUGGACAGGAUACUUCUAUUGGGUGGAAUCCCUCGCAGUUCCGAAGCCCGUCGCCUUUGCGGAACAGCGGCCGUGAGACUCGAUCAGAGUUCUCAGCGGCAUCUAGUUUAUCAAACACGGUGGUCGGUGGCUCUACUGGAGGAUACUCUUUCCCAUUCAUGACUUCCUAUCCCACUCACAAGCCUACACAACAUUUUGCAUCCCUAGCAUCCUGGCAGCACCCCAGUGCAGGCAGCGGUACAUCACCUGUUGUGCAAUCCCAACAACAACAGCAGAAUGGGUUCACCUCUCACAAUCAAUUCCAUACCGUCUCGUCGGCAUCACGCUUAAGUGCUCUACCAUAG
This is a messenger RNA of Perkinsus marinus ATCC 50983, 1413 nucleotides long. Its product is annotated as bsu-protein phosphatase, putative. Gene Ontology annotation, molecular function: hydrolase activity. NCBI's taxonomy places the organism in Eukaryota, Perkinsozoa, Perkinsida, Perkinsidae. The coding region runs from base 1 to 1413 and encodes 470 amino acids. The record is from RefSeq and is a predicted model, not a curated record. The transcript is spliced from 12 exons.